Pseudophryne corroboree (corroboree frog) is the source of this 2564-nucleotide messenger RNA. RefSeq names its product proprotein convertase subtilisin/kexin type 9 (gene PCSK9). The transcript has 12 exons. The coding region runs from base 154 to 2184 and encodes 676 amino acids. Gene Ontology annotation, molecular function: serine-type endopeptidase activity. Gene Ontology annotation, biological process: proteolysis. Lineage: Eukaryota; Metazoa; Chordata; Amphibia; Anura; Myobatrachidae. The record is from RefSeq and is a predicted model, not a curated record.
AGCCUUUUUGGAAAUUUAAAGGGCUGUCUAUGCACUAAUGCCAUUCCAGUAGCUCUACAUUCCUAAUACCCCUCUUGCUACCUGACAAGUGUAAUGCUCAGUGGCUUAUAUUAAUAUCCUGUGUUCAUCUCCAAUUUUAUCAAGGGUAACACCAUGAUCCUAGCUGCUCCCCUAUUGAUUUGGACUUGCUGCCUGCUGCUUUGGCCGCUCCAGGUUGCGGCAGAGGAGGGCGACUAUGGGGAAGAAAUCGUCCUCACUUAUGCGAAAGAAGAAGAUGCCCAAACUGAGACUGAGAAACUAACAUCUCCAGGAGUUUUCCACUGGAGUAAUAAGGAUGCCUGGAGAAUGUCCGGCCAGUAUGUGAUAGUGCUGAAAGAAGAUGUCCACAAGUCCCAGACAGAAAGAGUGAUGCGUCGUCUUCAGACCAGGGCAGCAAAGCACGGCUACCUGGUCAAGAUUGGCCAUGUUUUCCAUGAGCUAUUUCGGGGAUUUGUUGUCAAGAUGAGCAGUGAUCUUCUAGAAAUGGCCUUGAAGCUGCCACACGUAGACUUCAUUGAGGAGGAUGCCUAUGUCUUUGCCCAGAGUGUCCCGUGGAAUCUGGAUAGAAUUGUUCCCGCUCCGCAUGUUGCCAGUCACUUUAACCCACCAAACACAGGGGAUUCCGUAGAGGUGUAUCUCUUAGACACCAGCAUACAGAGCAACCACAGAGAAAUCGAAGGGAAAGUUCUUGUGACAGAGUUUGAGAAUGUUCCAGAAGAAGAUGGGACCAGAUUCUACCGACAGGCUAGUAAAUGUGAGAGUCACGGAACUCACACGGCCGGUGUGCUAAAUGGCAGGGACGCUGGAGUUGCCAAAGGCGUUAAUCUCCGCAGUCUGCGGGUAUUGAAUUGCCAGGGUAAAGGGACUGUGAGUGGAAGCCUUAUGGGUCUGGAGUAUAUCAGGAAAACGCUGAUUGAGCAGCCGUACAGCCCCUUGAUUAUCCUCAUCCCCUUUGUUGGAGGAUAUAGCCGGGCACUAAAUAUGGCCAGUCGGGCACUCAUUAAAUCUGGGGUUGUGAUCAUUGCAGCUGCUGGGAACUACAAGGAUGAUGCUUGUCUAUAUUCCCCAGCUUCUGAACCAGAGGUUAUUACGGUUGGAGCUACCAACUAUGAGGACCAGCCGGUUACAAUGGGAGUGCUUGGCACUAAUUUUGGCAAUUGUGUGGAUAUGUUUGCACCGGGAGAUGAUAUCAUUGGGGCAUCCAGUGAUUGCAGUACGUGUUUCACAUCUAAGAGUGGAACAUCUCAAGCAGCAGCACAUGUGGCAGGUAUUGCGGCAAUGAUACUAAACGGAAGGCCGGAUCUGACUGUGACAGAAUUAAGACAGAGACUUAUCCAUUUCUCCACCAAGAACGUCAUCAAUGAAGCCUGGUUCCCUGAUAACCAGAGACUAAUCACUCCUAACAGGGUCGCCGGAUUACCUGUCAAAUUAGUUAAUGACGAGCAGCUUUUAUGUCGCACAGUUUGGUCACAACGAUCAGGAUUUGCCCGCACAGCAACCACCUCAGUCCAGUGCACCGGGAACGAGGAAAUGUUCAGCUGCUCCAGUUUUUCUAGAAAUGGAAAAAGAAAGGGAGAACAGAUAGAGGAUAAGGAGGGUAAGAAAAUCUGCACAGCACACAACGCAUUUGGAGGUGAUGGAGUGUAUGCAAUCGCUAGAUGCUGUGUUUGGCCAAAAGCAAACUGCCAGAUUAACGCAAGUGCAUCUGAUGAUGACAACCCAGUGUCCACUGCCAGCUGCUCAGAGGAGGACCACGUUCUCACUGGCUGCAGCUCUCACUCUCUGACCGGCCAUUUCAGUGACCAUGUGAAGCCGGUACACAGCAUUGGGAACAGAGACCCUGUUUGCAUUGGGAAAAGUGAGAUCACCGCUCAUGCUUUGUGCUGUCACGCUCCGAGUAUCUCCUGCAGAGUGAAAGAGCAUGCGCCUGUGGGCUUUACUGACAAGGUGACCGUGUCAUGUGACGAUGGCUGGACCCUGACUGGUUGCAAUGCCUAUUCCCGUAAUUCUAACACGUUGGGGGCUUAUCCCAUUGAUAACACUUGUGUGGUCUUAAAUCCAAAAGGUGGGAAAGGUGCAGCAGCAAUUGCAAUUUGUUGCCAGAGUAAAAACACAGAAAAAAGUCAAAAUUCUAAUUAUAGGUGAACGGGAUUUGUAAAAGUGCACCUGCCUUGUCUGGGAGCCAUGUUGUGUGGCCUUAUCCAACAUUCAUGCAGGAGCUCCUUAGUGACGUCACUAAUCACUACUUAAUACAUAGAGUAUAGCUGAAUGUUAGCUCAGUCAACAACUUGACAUCCACCACUUCAUGAAGGUGAUACGUUCACUUUAAAUACAGAUCUAUGGGCAAUUACUGCAGACGUUUUUGUAAUAAGCUGAACCACUACUUAUAUUGUAUCAUUAAGGCCUUUUUUAUUUUUACAUUUUGUAUUGUAUUAUGAAGACUAAAUAUGGUUUGUUAUGCUGUACAGUUUACAUUACACAACCAUUUAAUAUUAAUAAAUAAAUAAAACAUUAGAAAAAGGUAA